UGCGAUGCAAUAUAAAACCGAUUUUAUCUACCUUUGGACCCAGACUUCGGAUUCAGAGAGAGAGAGAGAGAGAGAGAGAGAGAGAGAAUCACCUGCCAUUCUGUUCACACGGAGAGAGAGAGAGAGAGAGAGAGAUCUGAGUCAGGCGACGCAGAGAGAAGUUCCUGAUGUUCCUCCUCCUCAGGUCUGUGCGGGUUUGAAGCCAUGCUGGUGUGGAGAAGAGAUACCGGGUUAUUGAAGAGGGACUGUAGGAUUGAGGAGCAGAAAUGGAGUCCUGCGAUUUAUCACAGGACAGUGAGAAGCUAACCUCAGCCAAGCCUAGACAAAGACACAUAGUCUCACUUCACGGUCUGUGUCUUGCAUCCAGCCUGGGGAGAAACAAGGCAUCGGCUGUUGCACGCUGACCAAAAUCAAGAAAAAAGUGUGCUUUGUGAAUGCUUCCUAUUCAGACACAUCUCCUGUAGCCCUACACAGCCUGACACCAAAGAAUACUGCUUCGCUUGGGAUCAGACUGUGAACCCAGAGGGCCUUGAUGCUUGGCGUGAAUCAAUCCGGAAGGGUGGAGCUGUGUUUGCUUUUUCCACAGCUUUAUGUUAACGCUUCAGGAAACCACGAUGAUAUUUAAUCAAGGUGGAACACACAGGUUUUGCUCUCUGCCCCUUUGCUGACAUUGGCGGCGUUCCAAUUCACUCACUCCAAGCAACAUGUCAGAGCUAGACGACUUUCCUCCUCCUCGAGGCCUCCACCAGGCUGAUCCAUCCCGUAUUCAGCAGAACAUCCUGGAGGAGCAGGUGGAGUUGUGGUGGUUCAGUGAGCCACGGAAGUCUCUGCUAUGUUACAUCGCCUCUGUGGCCUUGGUGGUGGGUUGUGGCGUGGGUGGCGUCGGCCUGCUGUCCAGCACCACCAGCCUGUCGAGUGAGUGGCGUCUGGGCGCGGGCACGGCACUGUGCAUGCUGGCAUUAGCUGUGGUGCUCAAGCAGCUGCUCAGCUCAGCCGUACAGGACAUGAACUGUGUGCGCAGUCGGCGGCGUAUAGACGUUCUGAAAAGCGGAGGAUUGUCUGAUGUGCUGGUUAUGCUCCUCACUGGACUUUCCUUGCUCAUCUGCGGAGCUGUGCUGCUCAACAUGGCUCUGGGAUACCACAUGCCCAAACCGGGCCAGGCUCUCAAUGAUAUGUUUAUAUCAGGAGUGGUGUUGUUGGCAGGCGGAGGGUUCACGGUGGUGGCUGUCACCAUUUACUCAGUUGUGGUUUUCCUCUUGACGAGGAGGAUACGACCCGAGCGGAGUUUGAGAGACAGAAUGCUUGGAAUUUUCACUGUAUCAGGGCAGAUGCGUGCCCGGCGGGAGACAACGUCCAGCCUGGCACAACUCAUAUGACUGUAGAACUGCACAGAUCAUAUAUUACUUGGACAAAAGUACAGAAUCUAUCAGAAACUGGGCUGUUAAAUGUUUAAAUCUUUAUUCUCCUCAAAACCGACAUUCCAGAAGAGGCGAUCAAUAAAGAAACACAGCCACUAGUGAACAUUUUGCACAGAUUGAUUGAUUGGAUGAAUGAAUGAAUGAAUGAAACUACAGCAAUGAUGGUACGAAAUGUAUACUGUAUUAUCUCUCUGUUAUCAUGUAUCCAUGUACUGGUCUCACUGUGCUCUGAAAACAUGGGCGAGACCAUAUUUAUGGGCCUUACUCCCAAACCCAAAGCCUUUUAUUGUUCUGCGCCAUCAAGUUUUACACCAACCAAUGAAAUCAUGAAUUAUUUUUGAGAUAAAACACAAUGGCUCAUCACACACAGCCAUCACCUUCCAAACAUGUUAACGAGCCUCACCAAACAUCAAUUCACCGUCUGUGGGGAAUUGACUGUAUGUCCUUCACACGUUUAUUUAUGUGGGCGAAGAGGCGUGUCCCAAACGGAGAGCCAUCUGGACCUUGCUUGUCAGAGCUGUUGAAUGCGUGUUAGAAUGUAUCAGCCGUGUCAGGUUGCAUGUUCAUGAUUUCAUACCGUGACCUCUGUGUGGCUCAGCGAGAGCAGUACACACUGUCAAUCAGAUAAAACCUGCUCACCACCUGUAAUGAAGAGACGUGAAGACACUGAUUGUAUUUGAUCUGAUUGUAUUUGAAAUUAGAGCUGUUAAUUAUUAUCCUUUUGCACUUUUAUUGACAAGUCGUUUGAUAUACCAGAAGCACGUUUAUAACCCUAAAAGUCAAAUUUUAUUCUCUCUGUCUGUGGCAUGUCACUACAAUGACGUGGCCGCUCUGACUUCUGUGAGUUUCUAGGGACAAUUGCAGUAGUGGUUUCCUGUUGCCUUCUACUGGAUCAAACAACCAUUCACAAUUGAGAGUAGCCCAUUAGCCUAACCUGCAUGUCUUUGGACUGUGGGGGAAACCAGAGCACCCAGAGGAAACCCACGCAGGCACGGGGAGAACAUGCAAACUCCGCACAGAAAGGCCCCCGUUAGCCACUGGGCUUGAACCCAGAACCUUCUUGCUGUGAGGUGACAGUGCUAACCACUACAUCACCGUGCUGCCCAAAACGUUAUUGCGGACAGUAAAUCUUGAUAAAUCUGGAGGGCUGAUUGAAAAGUGUGUGUGUGUGUGAGAGAGAGAGAGAGAGAGAGAGAGCAACAAAUUGGUUUUGUAUAUGACGCUUCUCAAAGAUUUGUAUUU
This is a messenger RNA of Neoarius graeffei (lesser salmon catfish), 2660 nucleotides long. RefSeq names its product transmembrane protein 125. NCBI's taxonomy places the organism in Eukaryota, Metazoa, Chordata, Actinopteri, Siluriformes, Ariidae. The transcript is spliced from 3 exons. The record is from RefSeq and is a predicted model, not a curated record. The coding region runs from base 705 to 1376 and encodes 223 amino acids.